Messenger RNA from Notolabrus celidotus (New Zealand spotty), 1160 nucleotides. RefSeq names its product transcription factor HES-2-like. Gene Ontology annotation, biological process: anterior/posterior pattern specification; regulation of neurogenesis; regulation of transcription by RNA polymerase II. Lineage: Eukaryota; Metazoa; Chordata; Actinopteri; Labriformes; Labridae. The record is from RefSeq and is a predicted model, not a curated record. Gene Ontology annotation, molecular function: RNA polymerase II cis-regulatory region sequence-specific DNA binding; protein dimerization activity; DNA-binding transcription factor activity, RNA polymerase II-specific. The transcript has 4 exons. Gene Ontology annotation, cellular component: nucleus. Bases 98 to 679 code for a protein of 193 amino acids.
ACGGACCUGCAUAUAUACCGCAGCCCGUGGCCGUUAGAGGCACAUCUUCGCUGACUUGUGUUCUAAACACUUCUCUAGCACAAAGAAGACGCAGAAAAUGUCUCCAAAUAUGACAUGUGAAUCUCUCCAGUCCUUUGCUCCAAGGCUUACUGUGGCCAAAAGAAAAGAGGCUCUUGAGCUCCGAAAGACUAUGAAACCUUUGAUGGAAAAAAGAAGACGCGCCCGUAUCAACGACAGCCUUGACCAUUUGAAAAAUCUGAUCCUUCCCCUCACAGGCAGAGAUAAAACUCGCUAUUCUAAGCUUGAGAAAGCCGACAUCUUAGAAAUGACUGUGAGGUUCCUCAGCGACAUUCCCCCUGUUAACAACAAAGAUAACUACAGAGAUGGUUACAAAGCCUGCAUCCAGCGCGUCUCCGCUCUGCUCCCCAAAACGAGCCUGGAUCAGGACGCGUGCAAGCGGGUGAACGAAUUCAUCCAGCGUUCCACGCCCGCCACCAUCACACCAACUUGCCUGAAAUGCUGUGCCCACAGCUCCAAGGCCUUCCCUCAGAUACAGAAGAGACUUCAAAACCUGAAAUCAAGCUUCAGCUCCAGACUGGAAAGCAGCAGCGCUGUGAAUCCCAGCAGCGCGCAGCCAGUACCGCAGGCUGCGGGCGCACCCAUGUGGAGACCCUGGUAGAUUUCUUCAGGGUCCGAGUCUUCCGACAGUAUUUGAAAGACUGCAAAGUGUUUCACAUGUAGGUUACAUGUCUAAACUGCAUCACUUGUAAAUAUUCACAGUGAUUCACCGCUUCUUAUUGUUGAUGAAAAGCUAGAAUUCAUCGUUAAAUCGUAUCGGUUGAGUAUUAUAUACUUACAUUAUCGCGCACGAGUCUGUUGUCCUGUAUCAUUUGAUAUAUUCAGAUAGUCGUAUUUCUUUAAAUCUGCAUGUAUGUAUCGGUUAAAUAUUUAGUCAUCUUCGCGGACUAAGUAAUAAGGGCCGUUGAAACAGCCCUGUAAGACCCAAAGGGUCAUUAUGUAUGAAUUUGCACAGAACAUUUCAUUCUGUGCAGAUGGAACUUGUAGACAUGUUAUAUGUCUGUAUCAGUAUCUCUGUUGAGGUGUGAUUGAUUUUUGCUAUUUCCAGCAAAUGUUGUACAUAUGUUAUUAUAUAAAAAUGA